Molecule: messenger RNA, 1092 nt
Organism: Rotaria sordida
Lineage: Eukaryota; Metazoa; Rotifera; Eurotatoria; Philodinida; Philodinidae
Source: the annotation of a GenBank genome assembly
AUGGCGCAUGAUCCAACAGCUGAUCUUGGACAGGCUCGAACUGUCGUAAUCGAUUUGGCAGAUGAUCUUUUGGGAUGUCAUCGAACUGUAGCAGUUGAUAACUUCUUUGCAAAAAAUUUUAAUUUGCAACAUGAAUUUAAAAAUUAUUGGCAACAACAUCAUCCACAUAAACCAUUAUCAUCAUCAACAUUAAUUAAUUAUUCAACAUCUAUUUGUGAAGCAUACAGCGGUAUACAACCUAAUAAUCCGUGGAGAUUACAAGAUUCAGUCGCAUAUAAGCUGAAUCGAUGGUUAGACAAACGUGAAACCAAAUCACCAUUUGAUAUUGGCCUUGAUUUAAGAAUGAAACAUUUAAAUUCAAAGGAAAUUGAACAUCGACAAACAUCAAUAAAAUACACCGCAGCUGACUGUUUAUCGAUGCAACAAAUCAUGAUAAAUAUAAACAUAAUUGAUCCUCAACAAUCAUCUAAUUUAUUAAAUGAAACAUGUAUUUUAACAAUUGAACAAUGCAUUUCAUCUAUUGAACUUCUUGAAAAUAAUAAUGCUUUAUAUACAACUCAAUAUGAUUCUAUGACUCAUUCACCUGAACCAAUUAUUCCACCAUCUAUCUUAACACAAUCAACAACACGUGAUUGGGAACUAAUUUCAUCCAAUGAAGAUGAGUCAACAUAUACACGUUCAACAUCUCGAAAAUUAAAACCUGUUCGUCGAAAAACAAAUGAACUACAUUCAAUAAGUGAAGAAUUAAGUGCCAAAGAACAUCACAAAAUCCACAAUCGAUCGUGCACAUUACGGCAAAGAAAAUAUUAUCAUGCACAUACAAUAACAGCUGAAGAUAUUUAUCCUCGAUUCGGCAUUCGACAAAUCAAAUCGAUUCUCAAGGAACACAAUAUCGAAUUUCGUGCAGUCAAUGCAACAACAUCAAAGAAAACAAAUAAAACAUACUUAUAUAUUGGUAUUACUGAUCCAAAUAAUUUAGUAUCCUAUCAAACAAGAACAAGAAAUUUAUUUACAAAUCAAAAUUAUUAUGCAAUUCGUCGUCAACAAAGAAGAACACGUUUUAAUGCUAAUCGCAUGAAUUCUCAAAAUUAA